Molecule: messenger RNA, 1425 nt
Organism: Macroventuria anomochaeta
Lineage: Eukaryota; Fungi; Ascomycota; Dothideomycetes; Pleosporales; Didymellaceae
Product: flap endonuclease 1
Exons: 3
Coding region: 1-1236 (411 amino acids)
Cellular component (GO): cytoplasm; nucleus
Molecular function (GO): 5'-flap endonuclease activity; DNA binding; 5'-3' exonuclease activity
Source: RefSeq, a predicted model, not a curated record
AUGGGUAUUAAACACCUCUUCCAGCUCAUUCAAGAGCAUGCGCCUGGUGCCGUCAAGACAGGUGAGAUCAAGAACCAAUUCGGUCGCAAAGUCGCUAUCGUACGAUGCGUACGCAUAACUCGGAUCGUACACUACACGUCCAAUCUGACCCUAUUCAGGUCCAUGAGCAUAUACAGUUUCCUCAUCGCCGUACGAUCUGAUGGCCAGCAACUCAUGAGCGACACUGGCGAAACCACAUCGCAUCUCAUGGGUCUUUUCUACCGCACACUCCGCAUGGUCGACAAUGGCAUCAAGCCCCUCUACGUCUUCGAUGGCGCCCCGCCAAAGCUCAAGUCCGGCGAGCUCGCAAAACGAUUCCAGCGCAAGACAGAGGCGCAGGCCGGUAUGGAGGAAGCAAAGGAGACAGGCACAGCAGAAGAUGUAGAGAAGUUCUCGCGACGGACAGUCAGAGUUACGAGGGAGCACAAUGCGGAAUGUCAGCAGUUGCUCAAGCUUAUGGGCAUUCCGUUCAUCAUUGCGCCAACAGAAGCUGAGGCACAAUGCGCGGUGCUUGCGAGAGGAGGCAAGGUCUACGCUGCUGCAUCAGAAGAUAUGGACACACUGACCUUUGAUUCACCCAUCUUGCUGAGGCAUCUCACGUUCAGUGAGCAGCGCAAGGAGCCCAUUCUUGAGAUUCAUCUGGACAAGGUGCUCGAGGGUCUAGACAUGGAGCGCAAGCAGUUCAUAGAUCUCUGCAUCUUGCUCGGCUGCGAUUACCUCGACCCCAUCAAGGGUAUCGGCCCCAGCACCGCCCUCAAGAUGAUCCGCGACCACAAAGACCUCGAAGGUGUCGUCGAGCACAUCAAGAAGAACACCAAGCUCACAAUCCCCGAGGACUGGCCCUUCGCUGAUGCACGCACACUAUUCCUCGAACCGGACGUACGACCCGCUGAUGCGCCCGAAUGCGACUUCAGGUGGGAAGCACCCGAUGUCGAGGGACUCGUCAAGUUCCUGGUCGAGGAGAAGCACUUCAACGAAGACAGAGUGCGCAACGGCGCGGCGAAGCUGAACAAGAACAUGAAGACUGCACAACAGAGCAGACUAGAGGGUUUCUUCAAGCCGGUUGAGAAGACUGCCGAGGAGAAGGCGAGUCUGAAGCGUAAGGCAGAUGAGAAGCUAGAGGCGAAGAAGAAGAAGCAGAAGGAGGAUGCAAAGGCGAAGAAGCAGGCUAAGGCCAAGCCUAAAGGUGCUGCUUGAGCUGUGAGUGCUGCUCAAUCGACUGGUCAUGAUUCUAUAGUUACACUUCUCUCACGGAUGCGAUGAUGAGAUUGAUAGUUGGCGUUCCAAGGGGUUCACGCUCUAUGCUGCGCUAGACGACUAGCUGGUGUGUAAAGAAGGCGCACCGCAGCACUGCUUCACAGUAUAGAGGAAAAGAAGUCGUCUGCC